Molecule: messenger RNA, 1416 nt
Organism: Calidris pugnax (ruff)
Lineage: Eukaryota; Metazoa; Chordata; Aves; Charadriiformes; Scolopacidae
Gene: STK16
Product: serine/threonine kinase 16
Exons: 7
Coding region: 31-948 (305 amino acids)
Biological process (GO): protein phosphorylation
Cellular component (GO): Golgi apparatus; cytoplasm
Molecular function (GO): protein serine/threonine kinase activity; ATP binding
Source: RefSeq, a predicted model, not a curated record
CGCGGCGGCGGGCGAUGACGGGAGCGGGCGAUGGGGCAGGCGCUGUGCGUCUGCUCUCGCGGCACCAUCAGCCUGGGGGGCGUGCGGUACCUCCUGCUCCACCGCCUGGCAGAGGGGGGCUUCAGCUAUGUGGACCUGGUAGAAGGGCUGCGGGACGGGCGCUUCUACGCCCUGAAGCGCAUCCUGUGCCAUGACAAGGAGGACCGCCAGGCUGCCCUGCACGAGGUGGAGAUGCACGGCCUCUUCGACCACCCCAACAUCCUGCGCCUGGUGGCCCAUUGCAUGGUGGAGAAGGGCGCCAAGCAUGAAGCCUGGCUCCUCCUGCCCUACGUAAAGGGAGGGACCCUCUGGAGAGAGGUGGAAGCACUGCGAGAGAAAGGGACCUUCAUGCCAGAGGAGCGGAUCCUCCUCAUCCUCCAUGGCAUCUGCCGUGGGCUGCAAGCCAUCCACAGCAAGGGCUACGCACACAGGGACCUCAAGCCUACCAAUGUGCUGCUGGAUGAGGAUGACCGGCCCGUGCUGAUGGACCUGGGCUCCAUGAACAAAGCUCGCAUCGAAGUCAACAGCUCUCGGAAGGCCACAGCCGUGCAGGACUGGGCUGCCCAGCGCUGCACCAUCUCCUACCGUGCCCCCGAGCUCUUCACAGUGCCCAGCCAGUGUGUCAUAGACGAGCGCACAGAUAUCUGGUCCCUAGGCUGCGUGCUGUACUGCAUGAUGUUUGGGGAGGGCCCCUACGAUGCCAUCUUCCAGAAGGGUGACAGCGUGGCUCUGGCAGUGCAGAACCCCAUCGUGGUGCCCCCCACGACCAGGUACUCGGCUGCCUUGCAGAACCUGCUCUCCUCCAUGAUGACACUGGACCCCCAGGAGCGACCCAACAUAAAUGACGUCCUCCACCAGCUGGAGGGGCUGCAGCCAGUGCCAGCGGGCCAGGACACCACCCAGAUCUGAGCCCGUCCCACCCCACAGCGGCGAUGUGCCCCGAGGACGAGCCAGGGGAAAAGCAGCUGCCCUUGUCCCUGCUCCCCCGCGGAGCCCUUGCAGAGGGAAUUGACGUGCUCGGGGGAGAGCUGCUGCCCUGUGCCGGAGGUGUGUUGGAUUUGCAGUGGUCUGUGCCCUGGGUGCUGCUGCCUGGGGGCUUGGUCUGUACCCCAGGUCUGUGGACGUAUGACCUGCUGCUAAACACAGGGCCCUCACUGGCCACUGCCUUCCCCGGGGGCUACAGAGAAAGGAUGCUGUGGGGCCUGCCCUCCCCCCUGGGUGAUGGCAGCCACAGCCCUGCAGCUCUGUGCCCGGGGAGGAGCUGCAGUUUGGGUCCCGGUGCCGUGCUGGAGCCGGGGGGGUGUCCCCACACCCUCCCCGCCGUGGCUCUCGGCACCGAUGUUGCCUUGUGUUUGGAGUAAAAGACGUUCUUGAGGA